This is a messenger RNA of Haliotis rubra (blacklip abalone), 972 nucleotides long. RefSeq lists its product as uncharacterized. Lineage: Eukaryota; Metazoa; Mollusca; Gastropoda; Lepetellida; Haliotidae. The transcript is spliced from 4 exons. The record is from RefSeq and is a predicted model, not a curated record. Gene Ontology annotation, biological process: immune response. Gene Ontology annotation, cellular component: membrane. Gene Ontology annotation, molecular function: tumor necrosis factor receptor binding. The coding region runs from base 34 to 813 and encodes 259 amino acids.
UCCGCCGGGUUUUCCUCAAUCCAAUCUGACGUUAUGCUAUAUUUGUCGUGUUCAAACCGGGGGAACAUGGGGAGACAGUUUCAAAUAAGCGUUGUGGGUGUGCUUGUUAUCAUGAGUAUAGUUCUGAUUGUAACGAUAGUCAUGAAUCUACAACUCCAGAAUGCUUUAAAUAUCACUCAGGACGAAUUCAGCCGAAUUUUGAACUCAACUCAGCAGAUCGAAGACCCGCGACCGAAAUGGACGAAACUGAAAACAAAGCUAAACGAGUUGUCAAGGAAGAAUGACAUCCUCAACAGAUCCAUCAAAACCCUGGAACGUCAAGUGACAAAACAAAAAAACGAAUUCCAGCCGGCCGCAGCUCACCUGUGGUUAGACUUGACAAAAACUCGGCGUGCAGAUGGUACCCUCUUGUGGCGAAGCACUCGAGAGCAAAAUAAUGAUCAUUUCGUGAACGGUGGCAUCAGCAGCGGGAAUGAUGGAGUCAUCAGCGUCACAGACUCAGGCGUCUAUCUCUUCCAUGGUCACAUUUGUUUUGAUACGUUCCUCAACGGCUUAGAAAAGAAAUCCGAAUUGAUUAGAAUAUUCAUCGUCAUAAAUCGUCGAAUCUCUGGUCCAAUGCCGUUCUCGAAAGAUAUCAUCGAUUUGGUGAAGGUGAAAAGAUAUUCGUACCUGUCGACGUGUUUCGUUGGCUCACGUAAACUGGCAGCGGGGGAUGAGUUCUUCUUCAUGUUUGAAAGUCGUGUUUCUACGCAAUACAUUGCAUACGGAAAUUCAUCCACAUGCAAUUCGUUGACAAUCGUCAGAGUUUUUUGACGUAACUCACUAGUAUGGGAAUCGAGGAAUGAAACUCACUCACUGGUGGAGUUUGGGAUGGAAACUGGAUAUAUCUGUCAGCUACAGCUAUGAAAAAUAGAUAUAUUUCUAAUGAACCCUUAUCGUGUUUUCAAAGCAGCGCCAAGUUUUGGAUUUUUU